AUGACGAGGAAACAUAAACUGGAUAACCAGAAACCGAUUAGUGAUGUGUCGAAAGAACCCUCCGGAGCUCAAAAACGUAAGAAACAGAAAGAAAUAGAAGAUAAGGAUAAAAAAUUAAGGAAGCAGGCCGAGCGGUUUUUAAAAGUCACCUACACAGCCUCAUUCGGAUAUCUCAGUGACGAUGUACGUUCGGAUGGUUCACGUAAUCAGGAAGCAAUCGUGUCUGCUCAGAUUGAUUUGGAAACGUCUUCUCUACCCGUUAAAAUUCCUAAUGAAAAUAUUGAAAAUAAAGAAUUUCUGGCGACCUCCGAAGUCGAAAUGGAUGCUGAUGACGACGCUGCAAUUUCAUUGUUUGAUCCGAAUAUUAACGGUCACAAAUUUUCGGGAAGAUAUUUUACUGGAUCAAAGAAGAAUGGCGAAUCAUAUUUUCGUGAUUUGCUGAGAUUCAGCAAGAUUUCUAAUAGCGCAUUUUGUCUUCCAUGUUGCUUUUUCUCCUCCAAAUCUGGAAACAGAUCACCAUGGAGUAAUUGGGGGGUUGGAAAUAUCGGUUUCCAGGAUUUCAAACACGCGAAGCGGGGAGUUGAAGACCACGAGGACAGCCUUAGCCAUUUCGACGCGACGCGGACAUGGAAAUGUUUCCUAAAAAAUGUCAAGGAUCCCACAUCGCUAACAGGCACUUGUGUGAAAACCUAUGAUGAAAACAUCAAUCAUUGGAGAUUGGUUUUGCGUGGAAUAGUAGACGCCGUACUAUUCUUAGCCAAGAAUAAUUUGGCCUUCCAAGGUGGAAGUCAAAAAAUUACCGAUCCAAAUUGUGGAACUUUUCUGAACCUCAUCAAGCUGCUUUCGAACACUCCGGAUUCCUCUCGACAAGAUCAAAUUUCUCAAGUUAUUCGCACAGUGGAAUGCAAAGAAAUGAUUUGCCGAGUUGUUGAAAGUUUUAUAGACUUUAUCACUACGACCAAUAAAACCGGGCUUGGACUCUCUAAAGUCAUCCAGGAGAAGCUGGAAAUGGAUGGAUUGGACUUGAUGGAUUGCAGAGGACAAGGCUACGACAAUGGAGCAAACAUGGCGGGCAUCUAUUCUGGAGUCCAAGCAAGAAUUUUGGAAAUAAAUGACAAGGCAAAAUUUUUACCAUGUGCGGCACAUAGCCUGAACUUGGUGGGGGUUAAUGCAGCGGAGAAAGUUCCUCCCGCAAAGCUGAUUCUUGGCGACGUCCAAAAUAUUUACUUAUUUUUUUCCGGAUCAACAUCAAGAUGGGAUGUUCUUCAAUCCAAAGUCAAGCUAACCCUGAAAUAUCAAAGUAACACAAGAUGGUCAUCAAAAACCGCCGCCGUCUCUGCAUUAUAUGACCAGUACCCAGAAAUCGUUGACGCCCUUACCGAAAUUUCAACCUCAGAGUCUUUCACUUCGGAUGUGAAUGCCAAUGCCCUUAGCAGAUUGCGGGACAUGCUAAACUAUAAAUUUUUACUUGGAAUCACUAUUUGGAACCAGAUUUUGUUCCAAAUAAACAUCUGUAAUCUCAACCUGCAAGAUAAAACAAUUGAUGUGAGUAUAGCCAAGAAGAAAUUAAAUGUCCUCAAAACUUGGUUGGAGAAUUUCAAGGAAACCGGAUUUCAGUCAUCCGAAGUCUUGUCGCAACAAAUUGCCGAAAACAUGGGAAUAGAGAUGUCAAGUGGAUUUGAAAAUAUUCGUCGGGGAAGAGGGAUAAAUCCACGUUAUAUGGACCGUUCGGAUGCUCUGGUUGCGCAAAAGCAAACCAACUAUGAACGAUUUGAAGCCGAUUUUUUUGACAAAUUAAUGGAGAAGCUCAUUUCCGAAAUCUCCCGCAGAUUCGACGCCUUUAAGAAGUGCACGGAGACUUUUGAAUUUUUGUAG
Molecule: messenger RNA, 1875 nt
Organism: Folsomia candida
Lineage: Eukaryota; Metazoa; Arthropoda; Collembola; Entomobryomorpha; Isotomidae
Product: zinc finger MYM-type protein 1
Exons: 6
Coding region: 1-1875 (624 amino acids)
Source: RefSeq, a predicted model, not a curated record